AUGGCUUCUACCGCUCAAUCCUUCCGUGAGAUCGUCGGGAUUCCCCGCUCCUCAGCUUCCCCAAAGGACUCAACCCUCAUCAUUAUCGACGCCCAGAACGAAUACGCUACAGGCGCUCUCAAGACCGAAAACGUUACAGAAACCCGCAAAUCCAUUGUCAAACUACUGGAACGUUACCGUCAAGCCGGUAACGGCAAAAACAUCGUGCACGUCGUCCACGAGGUGCCCGAAGGCGCACCCGUCUUCACGCCAAACACUCCCUUGGCACAAGAGUUUGAGGAACUCACCCCUAAAGCGGGCGAGAAAGUAGUCACCAAGAACUUUCCUAGCUCGUUCGCAAAGACCGAUCUGCAUGCCUAUCUGCAAGGUCUAGGCGAUGUAGGAAAGAAAGUCGUGUUGGUUGGCUAUAUGGCGCAUGUCUGUGUCUCCACCACUACCCGAGCGGCUGCUGAGCUUGGAUAUGAUGUGCUCGUCGUGAGGGAUGCAGUUGGUGACAGGGAUAUCCCUGGUGUAAAGGCCGAGGAUCUGGUGUCUGUUGUGUUGAGUGAGCUGGCGGAUGGUUUCGGGACUGUCGUCUCCGAGGAAGAUAUUCGUGCAUAG
Molecule: messenger RNA, 600 nt
Organism: Penicillium psychrosexuale
Lineage: Eukaryota; Fungi; Ascomycota; Eurotiomycetes; Eurotiales; Aspergillaceae
Product: putative isochorismatase family hydrolase
Exons: 1
Coding region: 1-600 (199 amino acids)
Source: RefSeq, a predicted model, not a curated record